Cuscuta campestris is the source of this 1118-nucleotide messenger RNA. NCBI's taxonomy places the organism in Eukaryota, Viridiplantae, Streptophyta, Magnoliopsida, Solanales, Convolvulaceae. The record is from the annotation of a GenBank genome assembly.
CAUAAAACACUUACUUAGAAUCACAUUAAAUUAGGCUCUCUGAAUUAUAUGGUGGGAGGGAGUAGUAUAAAUCUUGCCCCUGCCUUUAUUUCUGAACCAACUUUCUUCUACCAUGAUAGUAAGCUAAGCAAAGCUCUGCAGUUUCUGGGGAAAGAGAAAAGUGAAAGUUUCUUAAUUGGAUGGGCAACCACAGAUUCAGAUUAUCCAACAUGAUACCCAAUGCCUGGUUUUACAAGAUCAGGGAUAUGACCAACAAAUCAUCCAGAACCCAUUCCUCUUCCCAUCAACCCACCAAGAAGACCACCCAAACCCGACCCGCUUGCUCUCCCAAACCUCCCAUUUCUCAGCCCAGACAAUCAUACUACUUUACCCGACAGCCCGCCGGUAGCACAAAACCUCCCGCCGAUUCCUGCUUUCUUGAUCCUCCGAGAACAUCGCCGCGGCUGAGGUCCCGGCGAAAGACCGUUUACAGGCCUUCUCCGAUGUCGGAGUCGAACUCCGAUGUCCCUGAAUUAUGGUCUCCGGCGACCACUCUCAGCUCCUCCGACAUAGUCUUCGACGUCAACGGGAGAUCCCAAAUGGAGGAGCUCAGCGUCUCCGAGCUGGACCUCCCGCCGAUCCUCACCAAACUCCCCGGAAAAUCAAGAAACUCCGGGGAGACGGAGGUCGGGUCGGUCUGCGUCAAGACCCGGACGGGAGUGAAGCUCCGGGGAAACUCCCCGAGGAUCGGAAACCCGAAAGUGCAGAGCCGGGGCCGGAAAAGCUCGUCUUCAUCGCCGGCAGGGGGGAAGCCGUCGAAGCAGAGCUUUUCCGGGAGCUUAGCGGUGGUGAAGGCGUCGUUUGAUCCGGAGAAGGAUUUCAGGGAAUCGAUGAUGGAGAUGAUUGUGGAGAACAAGAUAAAAUCUUCCAAGGAUUUGGAAGAGCUUCUUGCUUGUUAUCUUUCUUUGAAUUCCGGCGAGUAUCACGGCCACAUUAUUGAGGCGUUUCAACAUAUUUGGUCCGACAUAUAUUCUCAUUCCUCUAUCAAACUUUAGUACCACCAAGUAACACUCACUAUUGCCUUCAAUUCCAACAAAUCAAACACUUACUAAUUGUUUAAAUAAUGGUAGUUAUGGAUA